Molecule: messenger RNA, 1095 nt
Organism: Rotaria socialis
Lineage: Eukaryota; Metazoa; Rotifera; Eurotatoria; Philodinida; Philodinidae
Source: the annotation of a GenBank genome assembly
AUGUAUUCAUCAUCAUACAAUGAUAAUAACGCAAAGAAGUUGGCAGCCACAUUGGAUACUUUAUUAAAGCAUACAAUAUGCUCCUUUGUUCGUUCUCAAGUACUUUUUGGUGCCAUUCGACUCAAUCUAUUUACAAUGAUUGAGGAGUCUUCAACAGGUUCUCUAGCUUAUGAAGAACUGGCAAAAUUAAAUGUAUCAUUAUCAAUGUUAUCAUAUCUUGUUUAUCUUCGUCUACUAAAACGAUGUUCAAAUUCAAAUCGCUAUGAAUGUACACAUGUUACACGUACAUAUCUUGUUUCAUCACGUCAAAAUUAUGUUGGUUUAGGUAUUGGUGUUUGGGAUCAUCGUCGUCAGUAUACAUUUUUUCUUCGUCUUAAUGAAACAUUAAAAUAUGGUAUUAGAACAAGUGAAGAUAGCAAUGAACAAUCAUGUCUUUGGUCAAUAUUCGAACAAAAACAAGAUCCAAUGAUUUAUUUUGCACGUAUCAUGUCAUCUUUUACCCGCUGUACAAUUAAUGAAUUAUGCGAUCAUGCUGAUUUUUCAAUAUAUUCAACAUUACUUGACAUUGGAGGUUCAUUAGGCGAUCUCAGCCGAACAAUUGUUACACGAUAUCCACAUAUGAAUGCGUUUAGUUUUGAUUUACCUGAACUUACUUGCUAUGCCUCUUCAGUCAAUAUCAACGAUUCACAUGUUCAUUACGUAGCCGGGAAUUUUUUUGAAGAAAAUUGGCCAGAUGAAAUAAUUAAAAUCACAAAAAAUAUUGAUCUUGUAUCUCUUAAAUAUAUUCUACAUGAUUGGACAUAUGGUCAACGGAGAUUGUUAAUUGAAAAAAUUUAUAAAUUAUUAAAAACAAAAAUUCAACUUAGUGGUGGUAAUGGUACGCUAUUAGUUAUUGAAAAAAUGAUUGAUAAUGAUCGUGAAAAUAUUACAACAUUAUCAACUAGUAUAUCAAUGGCUAUUGAAUGUGGUGAUGGCAUUGGAUAUGAUACUACACAAAAUGAAUACAGACAACUAUUAUUUCAAGCUGGUUUUCAACGUAUACAAAGUGUAGAAUUAACUGGUCCAAUGAUUGCUCUUUUUGCUCAUGUCAUAUAA